AUGAGUUCUAUAAAUGGGGUAACAUUCACCAAGCCGAAAUCAUCACUAAAAACUUCUAAAAGCAAUAAGCUCAUUGGUAUCAUGACUAAGAUCAAUAACAAAACUGUUGUGUGCAUGCUUUUCAUGAUCUUCCUUUUUGCUGGUAUCAUGACAACCGAAGGCAGAACUGUUUCUCUUGGACCAGCUCCUCUUUGUUCUUCUGUCGUUGGCGUAAAAACUGGUGAUACAUGUUUUGACAUAGCUCAAAAGUUCAAGUUGAGUUCAGGAUUCUUUGACUUCAUCAACCCGAAUCUGAAUUGCAAUAAGUUGUUUGUAGGCGAAUGGAUUUGUGUAGACGGAAUAUAA
Molecule: messenger RNA, 345 nt
Organism: Lactuca saligna
Lineage: Eukaryota; Viridiplantae; Streptophyta; Magnoliopsida; Asterales; Asteraceae
Source: the annotation of a GenBank genome assembly